AUGUGUAACAUUGGCCUGUCCUUCGUGGGCAUGCUGUCUGCAGAAAAAACUGUGAAAAAGGGGAAGAAAGAUAAAAAGGGGAAAAAGAGUUUCUUUGAGGAACUCUCCACAGAUAGCAAACCUGAAAAGGCAGAUGAUGUGGCUGUGAAAGACAUACAAGGAAAACAGCCUCAAAAAAAGAAGAAAGACCGGCGGAAAGGAAAAGGUGGCGAUGCAGAUGACGGUGAUGAUGAGGAUGUCAUGCUGAAGUUGAAAAAGCUUUCAGUGCAAGCAAGUGACGAGGAAGAGGAGCCAGUCAUCACCCCCAUUAGAGGAAACAAGAAGAAUAAGGGUGGAAACAUCUUUGCUGCUCUCAGCCAGGGCCAGAGUGAUGAGGAAGAGGACACUGAUGAGGAUGAAGAAGAUAAACCAGUAAAAAAGGAGGUUGAGAAGGACAACAAAAAAGAUAAAUCUAAGCCUAGGAAGGUGAAGACUGCAUCUGAAGAGGAGGAUGAGGCAGAGAAAGAGGAGGAUGAAGAUAAAACUACAAAGAAGACCAAGAAGGUAGAAGCCAAGUCCAAGUCUCCAGAAAAUGAUGAAGACAAGAAGCCAAAGAAGGGGAAGAAAGAGCAACAAAAGAAAGGAAAACCUGCUGAGCGAUUGCCCAGUGAGGAUGAAGAUGUGGGGGAUGAUGAGAGCGAUGGAGGUGACAUGAUGAUGAGUGCUGAGGAUGUCAUUGCAGAACAAGCCAAGCAGCAGGAAGAUGACCCGUUUGCUAACCUUAGCAAAAAGGAGAAGAAGAAGAAAAAGAAGCAGAUGGAGUAUGAGCGUCAGGUGGCCAGUGUUCGUGCCUCGAAUGCCUUGGAGGGAGAUUUCUCCAUUUCCCAGGCUGAGAUGUCCUCCAGACAGGCCAUGCUGGAGAACGCCUCUGAUAUCAAGCUGGAGAGGUUCAGCAUAUCUGCUCACGGCAAGGAACUUUUCAUCAAUGCUGACCUUCUAAUUGUAGCGGGAAGAAGAUACGGUUUAGUUGGACCAAAUGGGCAGCACACCCGCCGUUGGAGGCUUCUUUGGGAGGAGGAGAGACGCUCCAGUCGUCUGAGAAGGGAGAAGGACAGUGUGGCUGAGAGGGUUGGACAAGGUGAUGGCUGUGUCUAUGAAGAGCUGAGGGCAAUUGGUGCCGCAGCAGCUGAGGCCAAGGCCAGGAGGAUCCUGGCUGGUCUGUCAUUUACCCCUGAGAUGCAGAACAGACCCACCAAGAGGUUCUCUGGAGGGUGGAGAAUGAGAGUUUCCCUUGCCAGAGCUCUUUUCAUGGAACCCACUCUACUGAUGCUGGACGAACCCACCAACCACCUGGACCUGAACGCUGUCAUCUGGCUCAACAACUACCUUCAAGGCUGGAAGAAGACUCUCCUCAUAGUUUCCCACGACCAGAGUUUCCUUGACGAUGUGUGUACAGAUAUCAUCCACUUAGACAACCAGAAACUCUACUAUUACAGAGGCAACUACUUGACCUUCAAGAAGAUGUAUGUGCAGAAGCAAAAAGAACUGCAGAAACAGUACGACAAGCAGGAAAAGAAACUCAAAGACCUAAAGGCUGGUGGCAAGUCCACCAAACAGGCUGAGAAGCAAACUAAGGACGCCCUGACCAGGAAGCAGCAGAAAGGCAAGAAGAAGGGAGGCCAGGAGGAGGAGAGCCAGGACGCCACAGAGCUGCUGAAGAGGCCUAAAGAGUACACUGUCAAAUUCACCUUCCCCAACCCACCUCCUCUCUCACCACCCAUACUGGGACUACACAGUGUUGACUUUGGUUAUGAGAAACAGAAGCCUCUCUUCAAAAAUGUGGAUUUUGGAAUUGACAUGGACUCCAGGAGUAAGUAUGCUGCUUUUAUCUAUUAUCAUUUUAGGAUACAAGAAUGCAACAAAGAGCUGCAACACAAGAGGCAUUGUUCACAUGUUGGCUUCACUUUCCCUUCUCAUCCAGCUGUGAUCAUUGUGAGCCACGAUGCCCGGCUCAUCACAGAGACCCAGUGCAACCUGUCGGUGGUGGAGGACUGCACGGUCAACCAGAUUGACGGAGACUUUGACGACUACAAGCGGGAGGUGCUGGAGUCCCUGGGAGAGACCAUGGUCAACAAGGUCAACCCAUGAUCACACAGAGUCAGGAGGACACACUACUGCACAUCACUGUGUCCCCCAAUCAUAUGCUCCCUCAUCUUCAUCUGACCCGCUCAGCAUGUCUCACACAAUAACACUGAUAACAAUAAAUGUUGGAUUUGUUGGGUGGUAGGGGUAUCUAUUCCCUGCCUUCUGGACUCUAACAGGCUGGAGUUAUUGAUCCUAUUAUUACAUUUCUAUAAAUAUAGAUGGAGGUAAAAUGUCUCCAACAAUGAUCUACAACAGCGAAACAAUAAAAUAAUUUUUUCAUCA
Messenger RNA from Morone saxatilis (striped sea-bass), 2406 nucleotides. RefSeq names its product ATP-binding cassette, sub-family F (GCN20), member 1 (gene abcf1). The record is from RefSeq and is a predicted model, not a curated record. NCBI's taxonomy places the organism in Eukaryota, Metazoa, Chordata, Actinopteri, Moronidae. Gene Ontology annotation, molecular function: ATP binding; ATP hydrolysis activity.